UUUAUUUUUUAUUUAUUUAUACAGUACAUAAAUAAAGCUUCAAAUCUCUCUCUCUGCGGUUUCGUUCCUCUGAACUUGUCCGGAUCCCUUCCUGUUCGCUCCUAGGGGAUAGGAAGCAAACACUUGAAAGAAAUCAUCUUUAAUCUCCUCAGCGAACAGGAAAGUCCAGAACAUGGAACAAAACGGUGCUGGGUGCCAAACUCCUCAAGCUCCUACGCUUUGCGUCAAUAACUGUGGAUUCUUUGGAACUCCAUCAAACAUGAACAUGUGUUCCAAGUGCUAUAAAGAUGCGAUGUUGAAACAAGAUCAAGCUAAACUUGCUGCUUCUUCGCUCGAGAGUAUAAUGAAUGGCGACUCCAGCUCCAGUGCGAAGCCAGUAGGUGUCACCCUAGCUGCACAGGAUGGUCCCACAGAGACCCUGGCGGUACCAACCCAAACAUCCUCCCCGUUGUUGGAGAAUGUCAAUGGGGAGAAGCCCAAGGAAGGUCCAAGCAGAUGCAGCAGUUGCAGGAAGCGUGUUGGCUUAACAGGUUUCACUUGUCGUUGUGGAAAUCUCUUCUGUUCAGCCCAUCGUUACUCAGACAAGCACGACUGCCCUUUCGACUACCACAAGGCAGCUCAGGACACAAUAGCCAAAGCCAACCCGGUCGUUAAGGCUGAAAAACUCGACAAGAUCUAGCCAGGCGACUUCACUUCACAGUGAGUGUUCACAAACUCCUAUAUAUCCAUCCCAGUUGUCGUUUCCAUCGUGGCUUCGGUGAUAUCUCUGUAGUGACUUAUGAGAUGCCUAGAAUGGUGAGAGAAAGAAGGUAGUCUAGGCUUGAUAUGGCAUCUAGUGAUCAAUGAAUUCUAUGUUAUUUGUUGUUGGUGUGGGGAUUAUACUUUGGUUUGAUCUCAAGUCCUCUGUACUCUGGCUUGUUGGGCUUUUUGUGCUUUCAUCUUCGAAUGUAGUGGCACCAAUAUACCAGCAGUUUGUUUAUCCAAAAUUUGCUUCAAAUAA
Messenger RNA from Ipomoea nil (Japanese morning glory), 1000 nucleotides. Its product is annotated as zinc finger A20 and AN1 domain-containing stress-associated protein 8-like. Lineage: Eukaryota; Viridiplantae; Streptophyta; Magnoliopsida; Solanales; Convolvulaceae. Bases 173 to 679 code for a protein of 168 amino acids. Gene Ontology annotation, molecular function: zinc ion binding; DNA binding. The transcript is spliced from 3 exons. The record is from RefSeq and is a predicted model, not a curated record.